CUGGCCAGGUAGACAGGAAAAGCCCCGCGAACAUUUGAAUUUCAUUUCCUGUUUGCCCAGCGUGGAGAGCACAGGUAACCACAGAUAGCUCAUCAGCACAGGUAACCAUGCAGGCUGAUAAUCGAAAAAGAGCACCAGCAUGGACCGUGAGGGAGGUACUGGAUCUGAUCGCUGUAUGGGGAGAGGAUUCAGUGCUUGCAGAACUUCGUUCUAAAAGACGAAAUGCAAAAACUUUUGAAAAAAUCUCCAAGGGCAUGAUGGAGAGAGGCCACAAUAGGGACUCUGAGCAGUGCCGCGUGAAAGUCAAGGAGCUCAGACAAGCGUAUCAAAAAACAAAGGAGGCAAACGGUCGCUCCGGGUCAGAGCCGCGGACAUGCCGCUUCUACGCCGAGCUGCAUGCAAUUCUAGGGGGGGCUGCCACCACUAUCCCACCUGUGAUCGUGGAUUCUGGGUCGGGGAUAGUCUCAUCAGCGACGCCUGAGGAUUCUGCCGAUGGGGGAGAGGAGGAGGAUGAGGAUGAGCUUGCAGAGAGCACACAGCACUCCAUUCUCCCCAACAGCCAGGAUCUUUUUCUCACCCUGACUGAAGUACCCUCCCAAGCCUCCCAAGCCAGUACCCAAGACUCUGACCCCAUGGAAGGGACCUCAGCAGCUGCAAAUUCCUCAAGCAUCCCUCCUCCAUCCCGAAGGUUAUCACAGAUAAGGCGUCGUAAGAAGAGAACGCGAGACGAGAUGUUUUCUGAAAUUAUGGAAUCCAGCCGCAGUGACAGAGCUAAUCUGAAUGAGUGGAAGGAAACAGUUUCAAAGUAUAGGAAAGAAGCCAGUGAAUGUGAGGACAGGAGGGACCAACGUGAGGACAGGAGGGACCAACGUGAGGACAGGAGGGACGCUCGAGAUGAGAGGUGGCGGCAGGAAGACCAGAGGAGCAAGGAUGCAACGCUGGGGCUGCUGCGUGAUCAAACAGACAUGCUCCGGCGUCUGGUGGAGCUUCAGGAACGGCUGCUGGAAAACAGACUGCCGCUUCAGCCCCUGUUCCACCCUCCCCCCUCCCCAUGUUCCGUAUCCUCCUCACCCAGACGUGUAAGAACACGGGGGGGGGGGAGGCUCCGUACACCUUCCCAUUCCACCCCAGUAGACAGCCCAAGCAAAAGGCUGUCAUUUUUUUAACCUUUUCUUUGUGGCUUUUUCCUUCCCAGCAAUCCUCCUCCCAAAUACCACCCGGGUUCCCUCCCUCUUUUUCUAAUCUAUUAAUAAAGAAUAAAUGAUUUUUAAAUGAUAGUGACUUUAUUUGGUUUGAAAGAAAGCUGGGGGAAGGGGGAGGGUGGGUUCCUUACAGAAAAUGAGUCAAUAAAGGGGGCGGGUUUUCAUGAAGGAGAAACAAACAGAUAUUUCACACUGUAGCCUGGCCAGUCAUGAAACUGGUUUUUAAAGCUUCUCUGAUGCACAGCGCU
Molecule: messenger RNA, 1450 nt
Organism: Malaclemys terrapin pileata
Lineage: Eukaryota; Metazoa; Chordata; Testudines; Emydidae
Product: SRRM2 protein homolog rsr-2-like
Exons: 2
Coding region: 108-1166 (352 amino acids)
Source: RefSeq, a predicted model, not a curated record